Metarhizium brunneum ARSEF 3297 is the source of this 423-nucleotide messenger RNA. It is a transcript of the gene ASPH, whose product is annotated as Asp-hemolysin. The record is from RefSeq and is a predicted model, not a curated record. NCBI's taxonomy places the organism in Eukaryota, Fungi, Ascomycota, Sordariomycetes, Hypocreales, Clavicipitaceae. Gene Ontology annotation, biological process: symbiont-mediated hemolysis of host erythrocyte.
AUGGCCUACAAACAAUGGAUUGGCAUCAAGAACCGCAGUCGCCUGCGCAGGAGUGACAUUCGCAUCAAGGACGCCAAGCUCGAAUCCGGCAAAUUCUAUCGCGGCAACAAGGACAACGGGAUCGGCCCGAGCGAGAUCAACAAGAUAGUCAUCGCGCCGCAGUCCGAGGCCUCGGUACAUUCAUGCGGGCGGUCGGACGCGGACAUCGGUACCGAGGGCCAGUACACGCUGGACGAAUGGAACGUCACGCACGAGACCAAGAUCUACCGGGUGUAUUGGAGCGCGCCAUGGGGUGCGCACUCUAACGUGCUCAGCAUCCUGGACUGGGACCCCAACACGUCUGAUUACUCCGUUAUCAAAGAUGAUGUGCAGCAGGACUCGACGAUUGGAAAUGUCGAGGUUGUGAUGGCCAAGUUGGCAUGA